Messenger RNA from Cyphellophora attinorum, 2205 nucleotides. RefSeq names its product Beta-mannosyltransferase 1. The transcript is spliced from 2 exons. Gene Ontology annotation, molecular function: mannosyltransferase activity. The coding region runs from base 1 to 2205 and encodes 734 amino acids. The record is from RefSeq and is a predicted model, not a curated record. Lineage: Eukaryota; Fungi; Ascomycota; Eurotiomycetes; Chaetothyriales; Cyphellophoraceae.
AUGACAAAGACCGCACAAGAAGACUGCUGGCAUGACAUAAGAGACCCAAAGCAGAGGAAACAGAUUCAAGAUCGUCUGGCGCAACGAGCUCGCCGUAGACGGCUCAAGGCCACGGCCGCUGCGCCAUCGAUCAGGUCUUCGAAAAGCUCAGACAGCAGCGCAGCGGACGCAGACGCUUAUUGCUCGUCAGGAUCAGAUCUGCAACCGGCAUACCCGUCAGCGCUGAAGAAGCGCCAUGUAGAGGCUUCGAAAGCCUUUCUGAAGGAAGUCAUCAACUCGCCUGAGCGCACGCCUCUGACAUCCGCAGUAUAUUCAAUCUUCCACAGCCCGACCAACGGCAAAAUUGCACGUCAGGUGCCAGUCACUGUAUAUCAGGCAAUGUUCAAUAACGGCAUGAUUCUUGGCUUGACGUGCGCGACUGUGGUGCCUCAGAGAUCGCCACCAGCGCCAAAUGCGCCGCCUGCGCUCCAGCCAACGAAGCUGCAGAUGGAAGUGGUGCACUUACCCUGGAUUGAUCGGUUUCCGUUUCCUAGUUGGAGGGAUAAUAUGAUCAGGAUGCAGUUGGAAUUCAACGACGAGGAAUUCCUGUGUGAUUGCUUCAACAUGGACUGUUUCCGGAUCAGGGAAGGGGGUGUUGGGUGGGAACCGGGGGAUUGGUCUCGCCUGCCUCGCUCGAGGAAUCCCGCCAACUCCACCGAAUGGGGUGCCUUCACCCACUUGCCGUUCGCCGGCUUUGCGAAUAGCGGCCAGGCUGGGAAGGAGACAUGCAAGCAACUACGUCGAGAAUCAACGAUCUCAGUCCAGCAGAGCAAAUUUCUGUACGACGACCUUCCCCAGAUCGCCGCCGCGGUUGGCUCGCACCCUCUCGUGGUUGAUGAGUAUAAGAAGUAUGCAGACGCGCCAGAGGAGGAGCAGCGCAAGGUGCACAAGGCCUGGGCACGGCUGUCCGGCUCAUCAGUAUGGCUGCCGGAUCAGCAGGUGUAUUUCGUGGUGACACGUGUCCUGUUCCAUGAGCGAAAUAACAUCGAUUGGCCUUUCAUGAGCUGGCUCCGCGGCCAGCUCUACGAUGAAGACUGGAACCACCUGGACGGACAUUCGAUCCAAUGGGGCGGACAGACCUUCACAUUCCCGACCAUAUUCGACGUCGACGCCGACUACGACCGAGGCGGCAUCUUCUACGGCCCUGAAGACCCUAGAAUAAUCAUCGAGGAGGGUGUAGAUGGCGCAGAGCCCGUCAUUCUAUACAACAGUAUCAAGAAAGAAUUCGAGUGGAAUCGCGCCAUGUAUCUAUACCGGCCAUUCUCCGGAACAAGUACAGUCGCCAAAUUCACAGACUCCGGCAGGAGAGGAACCGAGAAGAAUUGGGCACCCUUCUUUGUUCCAUCAGAUGACCCUAAAUCCAACAAGCGACAGCCUAACGAGUAUUUGCACUUCGUACACACCUUCGACCCACUGACCAUCGCGCGCUGCCACCUUAAGACCGGCCUCUGCGAGCACGUCUACCCGGAAGACCGCACCGACAACAACGAUAGCCUCAUGCGCGGCGGCACGAACUUCGUCCCGAUACCACUCCCCGAGUCAUCCUUCUCUAAGAACCAAGUCCAGGCAUGGGCCGCCUUCCCACGCACAACCAUCGACAAGACCUGCGGACUGACCCGCUUCUACCGACCCGAAUUUCUCGUCAUGGUUCGCAUCAAUGGCGCCUUCCAUAUCGCGUAUAUCAGCGCGCCGACGGAUUUUGGGAAUGCAGUCAUCGAUCUGGCGCCUGAUGAGGAUCCGUGCGUCAAAGGACGCAUUAUGCUACCGAACAGUAUUGCACACUGGGAUAGCCGGCCCAGCCACGAUAUCCUCACGCUCACCAUGUCGGUGGAUGACGCCUCCGUGCAGAUUCUGCGUGUGCGUGGCUUCUUAGAUCUAGUUCUGGGACUGCCGAUCAUUCAGGAGGCGGUCUACGGAGAAGGUACCCUGAAGAACGAGACGUGGAAGGAUGGGGAACUGAUGCACAAGAAGAGUUCAGAUUUGCUCGAGUGCUCGAUUCUGUCGGCGAGGCAGGAUGCGCAUCUGACUGGGUGGGUGGCGGAUGCGCAGAGGGACAGAGUGCCUGUGCAUAAUGACAAAGGUGAGGUGGUGGGAUAUAGAGGGGAUCAUGAGAAACACAAGGAAAAAUAUGAAGAGGAGGAGGAGAAGGGGGAGGAGAAGGAGUAG